AUGACCAAUCAAAAAGACCCCGAAGAGCGUGAAAAGGUCGAGAUGGCAAAAAUAGACAGUUUUGAGCCGGCACAUGAUGCCGUCGUGGGCCAAGGAGUCUGCGUUGACUCCAAUCAACUGCUUCGCCGUCUGAAUAAUCGCCAGAUUCAGCUUAUCGCCAUUGGUGGAUCAAUUGGUACCGGCCUCUUUGUUACAAUUGGGAGUGGCCUCCAUGCCUCAGGUCCGGCCGGAUUGCUACUGGCCUUCAUCUUCUACUGCAUUUUUUAUCCUGUGGCUGGAGGCUUUGUCCGUCUGGCUGGUCAUUUUGUUGGCGAUGCGUUCGGAUUCAUGGCUGGCUGGAACUACUUUAUCUAUGAGGCACUUGUCAUUCCCUUCGAGAUCGGAUCGCUGGCAGUUCUUGUCCAAUAUUGGAAUGAGGAUGCCCCAAUAUGGGCGGUAUGUCUGGCCUGCAUCGUUCUUUACACAGUCAUCAACUCCCUAGUGGUGAAUGCAUACGGCGAGGCUGAAUUUUGGCUUUCGGGUGGUAAAGUUAUCUUGGUUAUUGCUCUGUUCAUGUUCACCUUUGUGACGAUGGCCGGUGGUAAUCCGAAGCACGACAGCUACGGGUUUCGCCAUUGGAAUAGUCCAGGAGCCUUCGCGGGAUACCGCUCAAGUGGUAGUCUUGGCCACUGGGAAGGUUUUCUAUCUGCAACAUGGAGUGCGUCCUUCUGUAUCGUCGGACCUGAAUACAUUUCACUAGUCGCAGCUGAAGCAAAACACCCGCGAAAAUACCUGAAAUCAGCAUACCAAACGAUCUAUUUCCGAUUUUUCUUCUUUUUCAUUAUGAGUGCUCUUGCCGUGGGAAUUGUACUUCCAUACAACGACCCGACCUUAGUUAAUUUGCUUCUUGGUAAUGGGAGUGGUGCAGGUACCGCUGCUGCCUCGCCCUACGUUAUUGCAAUGAAGAACCUUGGAAUCAGCGUCUUCCCACAUAUCGUAAACGCCCUUCUGGUUACGUCUAUUUUUUCAGCUGGGAAUACUUAUGUCUACUGCACUUCUCGUAGUUUGUACAGCAUGGCGAUUGAGGGCCGCGCGCCUGCGAUCUUCAAAAAAUGCACGAAGCAGGGUAUUCCAAUUUACUCCUUGGCAUUGACAAUGGCAUUCGCAUGUCUAUCCUUUUUACAGGCAACCCCAAAGACUGCGAGUGCCCUGAGUCUACUUUUGAAUUUGGUUACUGGAGGUGCCUUCAUCAAUUACUUCGUCAUGUCAGUGACAUAUGUCUACUUCUACAGGGCAUUGAAAGCGCAAGGAGUUGAUCGUAAGACCCUUCCCUAUUACGGCCGUUUCCAACCCUACUGUGGCUAUAUUGCGAGUGUCUUUUUUCUACUCGUGAUAGGGGUGUUCGGAUAUACGUCCCUCGCGCCAUUUAACACCAAAAGCUUCUUUAGCUGUUAUACAAUGGCUCUUUUGUCGAUCUGCUUCUAUCUCAGCUGGAAACUUCUCAAUCGAGGGGGACCUAAUGGGCCUAAAGAUGUGGAUCUUGUUUGGGAACGUCUACAAGUUGAUGCUUACGAGGCCAUCGCCGUUGAUGAUGAAACAACAUUCUGGGGCGAGAUCGCACAGCUUUUAUACAUCAAACGUAAAUCAACCUCUUCUGUUUGA
Molecule: messenger RNA, 1641 nt
Organism: Penicillium cosmopolitanum
Lineage: Eukaryota; Fungi; Ascomycota; Eurotiomycetes; Eurotiales; Aspergillaceae
Product: amino acid permease-domain-containing protein
Exons: 7
Coding region: 1-1641 (546 amino acids)
Biological process (GO): amino acid transmembrane transport
Cellular component (GO): membrane
Molecular function (GO): amino acid transmembrane transporter activity
Source: RefSeq, a predicted model, not a curated record